AUGGCUGGGCCUGCCACCCACGUUGCUGCCCCCAUGCUGUUCCUCGCCCUCCUGCUGCUUCUGGAGCUGAGCCUGGCCAGCUCCCUGGCACCUGGAAGCUCUGCUCAGAACCUUCCCGAGAAUCACAUCGACCUCCCAGGCCCAGCACUGUGGACGCCCCAGGCCAGCCACCAGCGCUGGCGGGGCCUGGGCAGGAAGGAGCGGGGCCCAGGCAUGCCUGGCCGGGCCCAAGAUGGAGCUGUGGUCACCGCCACCAGACAGGCGUCCAGGCUGCCAGGGGCAGGGGAGCCACUGCCUGGACAGAGUCCUGCAGGCCUGCUGCAGAGCCAAGAUCUGCUGGCAGGGCUGAUGCUGCCCUACCCUGAAAAGGAGAGCCGGUCUCCAGGGUCAGAGAGGGUGAAGAAACGUGGCAGGGAGCAUAAGAGACGGAAGGAGAGGUUGAAACUGCACCGAGGCCGAGCCUUGGUCAGAGGUCCCAGCUCCCUGAUGAAGAAGGCGGAGUUGUCAGCAGACCAGGCCCCGGAUGCCAACACAGAGGACUCCUCCACCAGCCUGGCUCCCACCCUACUCUACCUAAGCACCAAUGAGGCGGCACCUGCCACAGAAGAAUCCCUGAUCCUGCCUGUCACUUCCCUUUGGCCCCAGGCUCAGCCCAGGCCUGAUAGCGAGGUGAUGCCCACACUGGACAUGGCCUUGUUCGACUGGACCGAUUAUGAAGACUUAAAGCCUGCGGUCUGGCCCUCUGCGAAGAAGAGAGAGAAGCAGCGGGGUAAGCUCUCCAGUGAUGGGAACGAAACAUCACCAGCUGAAGGGGAGCCUUGCGACCAUCAUCAGGACUGCCUGCCAGGGACCUGCUGCGACCUCCGGGAGCACCUGUGCACGCCCCACAACCGAGGCCUGAACAACAAAUGCUUUGACGACUGCAUGUGCGCGGAAGGGCUCCGCUGCUAUGCCAAAUUCCACCGGAACCGCAGGGUAACACGGAGAAAGGGGCGCUGCGUGGAGCCGGAAACGGCCAACGGCGACCAGGGAUCUUUCAUCAACGUCUAGCGGCCCGCUUGCGCCAGGCGCCUCCCCACCCGCCUGGGGACUGAGCGCGGAAGUACUCGGGCAUUUGUUUAGAACUAGCGGUGGCAGAUUAAAUUGCGGGACCGGAUGACUGAGGCUGGAGCUCAGGCCCAGGACACUCAGCCCCCAGAGGCCGCCGAGCAGCAUCACACCUGCCCCCACAGGGUGCAUGGGAAACCCACACCCCCUGCGCAUCCCGGAAUCUGGGUUCUCCGCGAUGGCAGUGUAGAGAGUGCCCUCUACUGUCCAAUAGUAGUACUGCAACAGCGUCAAGUUUAAAAAGGAAGCGGUUUCCGAGCUGGAAAAGAGUGAAAACUCCCUGAGAGAUAGGGAACCCUGAGGGCGGGAGAUGAGUACGGAACACCUCCUAUGUACCAGGCACUGUGCUAAACGCGGGGCAUGCGUUAUCGCCUUUAUCACAUGACCUUUUAAAAGUAGGCGUAAUCACCAUUUUACAGGUCAGGAAAGGGAGGCGGGGUUAUGACUUGUCCAGGGUCUCAGAUCAGUGCUCCUCAAGAAUCCCCGGGGGAUCUGGUGAAAAUGCAGAUUCCAACUCGGUCGAUUCUGCAUUUCCCACAAGCAUGUUCAGGCUGCUGGACCAGGGGCUCCCUGAGAGGACCAGGUCCUAGGCAGUCAGGGGUGGAACUGGCAUCUGAACCUGGGCCCCUCAAGCUCCGAGGCCCCCAUCUAUCCUCCUCCACAGCUCAGCACACCUUCCAGGUUCUCCGUGGCUUUGGAUGAGAGAAACUCGUAUUCCCUGGGAGUCCCUUUUCCUGUGGUGAAGGCUGGAAUCUGUUCUCUUCCUUCCUGGGCAAAGGUAUAUCAUUUUUAAAACAACACAAAGUGUACAUGAAGCACCUGUUUGCUUGUAAGGCACGACUUGGGCAGACCGGCCCCUGCCCUCUGGGAGUUUCUGAGACAUGAAAUGUUUGGGGGAAAAAUGGUAAUGACAUUCCUUUUUUCUGUGGCUCUGCUCACCUCGUCCUGGGACAUGCCCCUUGGAGCUGCCUGGCAGCUGCCACCUCAGGGGUUCUUAGACUUUUGGAGUGCAUGUCCUUUGAGAAUCUAAUGCAAGCAUGGACUCAAAAAAUACACACAUUGGAGU
Messenger RNA from Phacochoerus africanus (Common warthog), 2173 nucleotides. RefSeq names its product dorsal inhibitory axon guidance protein (gene DRAXIN). The record is from RefSeq and is a predicted model, not a curated record. The transcript is spliced from 6 exons. Gene Ontology annotation, cellular component: extracellular region. Gene Ontology annotation, biological process: axon guidance; Wnt signaling pathway. NCBI's taxonomy places the organism in Eukaryota, Metazoa, Chordata, Mammalia, Artiodactyla, Suidae. The coding region runs from base 1 to 1050 and encodes 349 amino acids.